AGAUCCAAACCAGCCUGUUCCACAGGACACAAAGUUCAUCCACACAAAACCCAACCGCUUUGAAGAAGUGGCCUGGUCCAAAUAUAAUCCUAAAGACCAGCUUUAUCUGCAUAUUGGCCUGAAACCCCGUGUUCGUGAUCACUACCGAGCAACAAAAGUUGCUUUCUGGUUGGAGCUCGUACCACACCUUCACAACCUGAAUGAAAUAUUUCAGUAUGUUUCCACAACAACCAAAGUCCCCCCUCCUGACAUGACAUCAUUUCCUUAUGUGACACGACGUUCUCCUGGUAAAUUGUGGCCAGCCACCAAACGCCCAGCGAUGACACCUGCCAACAAUCCCAAACAUUCAAAAGACACCCAUAAAACAGCUCCGGAGGAUACGACAGUUCUGAUAGAAAACAAGCGAGAUUACUCCACAGAGCUGAGUGUCACCAUUGCUGUGGGGGCAUCUUUGCUGUUUCUCAAUAUUUUAGCUUUUGCUGCAUUAUAUUACAAGAAGGACAAGCGGCGUCACGAGACUCACAGGCGCCCUAGCCCCCAGAGGAACACGACCAAUGAUAUCGCACACAUACAAAAUGAAGAGAUUAUGUCGUUGCAGAUGAAACAGCUAGAACAUGACCACGAGUGUGAGUCACUGCAGGCCCAUGACACGCUGAGACUAACCUGUCCGCCUGACUACACGCUUACUUUGAGAAGGUCCCCAGACGACAUCCCGCUAAUGACACCCAACACCAUAACCAUGAUUCCAAAUACAUUAACAGGAAUGCAGCCUUUGCAUACUUUCAACACCUUCAGUGGAGGACAAAACAGUACAAAUUUGCCCCAUGGACAUUCGACCACCAGGGUAUAGCUCAGCCCUUUCCCCUCUACCCUCACAAGCCACUUGGAAGAAAGAAAAAAAAAAAGAAAAAAAAAAAAAAAAAGAAGAGGAAAAAGUUAUAAUACCAUCCAUUGAACGCCUUGUCAAAAUAUAAAGUAAAAACAACUAAAAGAGAAGGACAGUCAUUAUUUUCUUAUCGAUCCUUCCCACAGAAACUCUCUGAUGUUAAAGAUCAACUACAAACCCUGUGAAAUGUGAAAAGUGUACAUUGCUGUUACGAUACUGCUUUAAGAUCUCAGCCACUUUGAUUGAAAGUUGAGGCCAGAAGAAGUCACUUAAAAUGGUGUUUUGAGUGUAACAAGCAAAGCAGAGUCUUCUGGAACACAGAGCCAGUGACUGUACAGGUGUUUUGGGUUUUUUUU
Molecule: messenger RNA, 1242 nt
Organism: Leptosomus discolor (cuckoo roller)
Lineage: Eukaryota; Metazoa; Chordata; Aves; Leptosomiformes; Leptosomidae
Source: RefSeq, a predicted model, not a curated record